UUGAACACCCCUAUCGUACAGGCGAAUUGCUAUUGACCAUCUCGCUGUGUUGUGGAACAUUAACAGAGCUUUCUGCUGCUCCUCGACGAUUAAUUGUAUUAGGGUUUUCACUUUUCUCGAGUAUCUCUUGUCGCUUGAGAAAGCGGCGGAACAAGUGACUGCGACCGGCAAGCAGAGGAAGCUCCAGCAAAAAUGUCGUCGCUGAAGAAUGUUCUUCCUCAAAGAAUUCACAAGGAACGAGCUCAGCCGUGAGUCGUCUCCGUUUUGCUGUUUCUGCUCUUCUUUUCUCAUAUUUCUGGACUCCAUUCCGUUUCCGCACUCUUUCAGUCGCUUAUUUGCUUUGAAUUUUGGGUUGCUCCGCUGGCAGGGAGUCGAGAAAGAAAUUUGGGCUUCUGGAGAAGCACAAAGACUAUGUUGUUCGAGCAAAGGCGUUCCAGAAGAAGCAAGAGACUCUACAGAGGCUCAGAGAGAAAGCAGCUUUCAGAAAUCCUGAUGAGUUCAACUUUGGCAUGAUCAAGUCCAGAACGGUAGAUGGAAUCCAUCGUUCAGUGGGCGAGGCAAAUAAAUACACACAAGAAGAACUAAUGCUGAUGAAAACGCAAGACAUAGGAUAUGUGCUUCAGAAACUUCAGAGCGAGAAAAAGAAAGUUGAAAAGCUUUCGUCUGUCUUGCACGUCGGAAACCAGGCAUCAAACAGACACGUCUAUUUUGCGGAAGACAGAGCGGAUGCUGAAGAGAUAAGGUCACGCUGUGCCAAAAACAACGAGGGUACUUCCAAUGCGGAAAAGCCUUUGCCUGAUUAUAUUAAGAGGAGAUUAGCCGGCUCUUACAGAGAGCUAGAAGCCCGGAAGAACCGGGCGACUCAGUUAGAGAAGCUGUACAUGGAGAUGACAUUGCAGAAAGAACUGCAGAAAAAGGGACGAAAGCGCAAGCUGCGUGAAGAUGAGACCGUGGCGCCAACAUCAGGGCCAGUAUACAAGUGGAGAAGAGAACGGAAGAGGUGAAAAAUCAGCGAUUAUUUAAGUGCUGUCUGUUUGUAGGUCUAUCAAAUUCAUUUAGCCCCGCCUGGAGAGGGCUGAAAGUUCAUUUUCACAGCUAAAGUGACUCUGAUGCCGAAUUUGGAUCAGGUGGUAGAGAAAGAGGUGCGUGGUAGUUAGUUAUGUUCUCAUCUAUUAUCCCGACAACACAACGAAAAUUAGCAGAAACUAGUGAAAUUAGUAGCUUUCUUGUUGUUUUUCAAAAUUUGUUUCUUGUGGAAUAAUAUAAGUAUUUUUUUUUCCGUUGAAUCAAUUCCCCUCUUUAUUAAUAUGAAAAGAAAAA
This is a messenger RNA of Linum tenue, 1320 nucleotides long. The record is from the annotation of a GenBank genome assembly. Lineage: Eukaryota; Viridiplantae; Streptophyta; Magnoliopsida; Malpighiales; Linaceae.